UAUCCUCAUUUUUUCCCUCAAACAUCCGCCUCCCUCCCUUAUACUCUCUCUCUCUCUCUCUCUCUAAGACUCACCAUAACAAACACAUCUUGCUCCCCCUUUCUCCUCCCUUGCCGCCUCACCCCUUUUCCGGUGAAACCACACUCGCGAAGCCCCUUAAGCCGCCGUCGGCAACUCCCUCCAUUCGUGAUGAACAACCACCGAUGAGCCAGCCUCCGACGCCGGACAAACCAGCCUCCGCGCCACUAACCACCAGUCACCAGUCAACGCUGCAACCAUCGACCAGAGCCAGACCCUUGGUGGACAAUGCACCUCCUCUUGUAGAAGAAGAUAUUGAUGCAGAUUUGAUUGGUCUAAUUCCUGGAGAUACAUGUUUGGUAGAGUGUUUAUCGAGAUUGAUGGAUCUUCGUGGUAUCUUGCGUCAAAAGAAGUUAAUGACGCUGUAAGGAAGAGCGUUAUGAGACUUUUUACAUAUCCUUGGCACGACUGGUGGGAUAUUCCAAUAGUCUCUAAACAAGCCAUGUUUCAAGAGUUUAAGCACGAUCAGGUCAUUUCUACAAUUUUUGAGAAACAUGCUACUAUGUCACAUCAGAUUGCACAUCUUAGACGGGCCUUAGCACAGGCCGUUGCUCCUGAUUCAAGUAGCGAAGAGGAAACAGAUAGUGAUGAAAAGUUUGUUGGGGCUCGUUAGUGUUGUUGGACUUGACUUUUAGAUAAUUUUUAGAUAUUUUGAACUUAGCUUUUAAUUAGUGAAAAAUCUUUAGGAUUGUUUUAAGUAUUUUGAAUGUUGUUGGAUUCAUUGUUUAAGUGUUGUUGAUUUGAAUUGCUUGAA
Molecule: messenger RNA, 832 nt
Organism: Capsicum annuum
Lineage: Eukaryota; Viridiplantae; Streptophyta; Magnoliopsida; Solanales; Solanaceae
Exons: 4
Coding region: 371-691 (106 amino acids)
Source: RefSeq, a predicted model, not a curated record